Messenger RNA from Melampsora larici-populina 98AG31, 954 nucleotides. RefSeq lists its product as uncharacterized. The record is from RefSeq and is a predicted model, not a curated record. The coding region runs from base 1 to 954 and encodes 317 amino acids. The transcript is spliced from 4 exons. Lineage: Eukaryota; Fungi; Basidiomycota; Pucciniomycetes; Pucciniales; Melampsoraceae.
AUGAUAUCUGCCGACGUUUUCAACAACUAUCACAACGCACGAAUUAUUCAGUCUGCGGCGGUGGUACCGCCGGAUGGUCGAUAUGUCUUUUCAAAUGUUGCUACUGGCCAUAUUAUUCACCACGAUCGAAAGCACAACGUCCCCAACAUAUAUUCUGCCAAGUUCGUGUACCCUCGUGGAAGAUUGGGCCAUCGCGUGAAACGCCCUCAACUGGCGCUUCGCGCUCAUAAAAUGGGAACCAAGUGGAUCAGCUUACGUACCCCACUCGAUGGUAAAGACUCAACUAAAUGCAUCAGCGCACAAUGGGAUGAGAAAACUGAUGGAGCCAAGGGGGGAGCGGACCACGCCGGCACACUUUAUGAAUGCGUUGUCGAUCCACUCAAUCUGGGGGCUAGUCUUGAAAAGACCAAACAGUGGUGGCUAUUGAUGCCGGUGGAGACAGCAAAAUCACUCAAACUAUCUCACAAGCCCUCUGGAAAAUCUAGAGCCGUGCAAGCAGAUCCUACGGAGAAGGUUGACGAUAUAUCUGAAGAGGCUGCGUCUUUAGGUCUUCAGCGUUCAACACAACCGAACGAUUCCCCCAAAGGCUUGCCGUUUUGGAACACAAAGACCAACCGUAUGGAAACGCUCCCACCUUGGAAAUACGACAAACGAUCGCUGAAGGAAACUGAACCGGUGACUGAACCCGAAGACGUUGCCUCGGCUGGGAAUAUGACGGAUGGGACGGCUCAGGUUUCGGGAGCGGAGGGGGAAGAGCCUUCAGACUCGGCGCCGCGGCUUUCAGCUCGUCACGAUCAUCACUCGCCUACCUCGUCAUCCACUAAACUCGGAGCUUUCUUUGUGAUCGCGGUGAUCUUAACAUUUGGGAUCGUUGACUGGAAGGGUAACAAUUUUCCAUUUGACUUCAGGACAUGGAGACUCGCGUUCUGUCAUCUCAGUCAAAGAGAACGAUAG